Messenger RNA from Dermatophagoides farinae (American house dust mite), 878 nucleotides. NCBI's taxonomy places the organism in Eukaryota, Metazoa, Arthropoda, Arachnida, Sarcoptiformes, Pyroglyphidae. The record is from RefSeq and is a predicted model, not a curated record.
GUUCUAAUCCAAUCGAUGAUUUUAUCAAUAUCGAUGAAGAUGAUAAUGAUAAUACGGAUGAUGAUAAUGAUGAUGAUGAUAUUAUGUUUAUUAUUGAUGAUAGUGAUGUUGAUGCUGUGCCUGAUACAAUUGACGAUCCACCACCGCCAAAUCAACCAAUUCGACGACAAAAAAAAUCUUCAUCACCAUCAUCAUCAUCAUCAUCAUCUGAAGAAGAAGAUUUUAAUAUUAGUGGAAAACAGCAACAGCAACAACAUUCAUUUGUCAAUGAUAAUGUUGAUUACGUGAUGCAUAGUCCACGUACAGUGCAAACAAAAUAUGGUGCAUUACAAGGAAUCGUCAUCACUUUUGUUCGUUAUAAUGAUGAUGAUGAUGAUAAAUCAUCUACUUCUACUUCCACGUCUUCUAAUCAAAAUCACAAUAACUCAUCUUCAACUUCAUCGAUACCGCCACCACCACCGCAGCCAAUUAUAACUUUAUCACCGGUUGGCUUUUUAGGUGUACCAUAUGCAACACCACCAUCAGGUAAUCUACGUUUUAUGCCACCAGUGGCACCUAUUCAUUGGCGUGGUGUACGUCAAGCAAAUCAUUUAUCACCAGUUUGUCCACAAUCAUUACCAUCAUUUACAACGAUGAUGAAUUUAUCUACAACAACAAAUGAUCAUCAAAAACAAUUACAUUUAUCACCAAAACAUUUUGAUCGUUUACAGAGACAAAUUCCAUUCCUAAGAAAUCAAAGUGAAGAUUGUCUUUAUCUGAAUAUUUAUGUUCCAUUUGAACAUUAUUAUCAACAUCGUCUUUAUCAACGACAACGGCAACAGCAACAAAAUCGGAAAUUAAAAUCAACAACAUCGCCAACAUCAUCGUUUGGUAAGUGA